Messenger RNA from Uranotaenia lowii, 776 nucleotides. RefSeq names its product alpha-tocopherol transfer protein-like. NCBI's taxonomy places the organism in Eukaryota, Metazoa, Arthropoda, Insecta, Diptera, Culicidae. Gene Ontology annotation, molecular function: phosphatidylinositol bisphosphate binding. The transcript has a single exon. Gene Ontology annotation, cellular component: membrane. The record is from RefSeq and is a predicted model, not a curated record. The annotation marks the transcript as partial.
UCUCGUUCGUCGGUUGGAUUCAGAUCGGAUCGGAUUCAUCAUCAAUCGGGUUGGCAAAAAUGACGGUUACCUAUGGAGUGGACAAGUGCCCAAAAAAGUUCGAUGAGUAUCGCUGCACAUUGACAGAGAAAUACCGGACCGUUGCUAAGGAACAGCUAAGGGAGGAUGACACUCUGAGGGAACAAGCUCUGGAAGGAAUGAGGGCCUGGAUCGCCAAACAUCCUUAUAUCAGACGGUGCCGAACGGAUUCCCUGUUCCUGUUGCGGUUCCUGAGGCAGAGGAAGUUUUCAAUCCCUUUGGCCUGUGAAACACUGGAACGAUACCUGGCAAUGCGGCAAACUUUCCCGCACUGGUAUCAGAAUUUGGACCCACAGGAUGCCGAUAUGCAGGAAAUGAGCUUCAACGACGUUUUCCAAGCACUUGGAUUCGAUGAACACGGACGAAUCCUGAUACUGAUCAAAUCCCGAAACUUCAAUGUGGAAAAGUUCACCCUAGUCCACUUGGUGCGGUACCUGCACAUGUACAUGGAAAUCCUUUCCAGUGACGAACGCAUUCAAAUCGCCGGAAUCGUCCUCAUAGUCGACUGCUUCCAGACGACGAUGAUGCACUUUACCCUGUUCAAUCUGAGCGACAUGAAGAACAUGAUGCCGUACAUCAAUCAUCUGCUGCCGGUGCGUUGCAAGGAGAUCCACGUGCUGCGGCUGCCCAAGAUGAGCGUCACCCUGGUCGAUAUCCUGUUCACCUUCGUCAGUCCCAAGCUGAAGCAGCGAUUCUUC